AUGCUACCAUCUGCAUCACCCUUCUUGUCAUUUCGAUUAAAAGAUGAAUCUCGGUUUUUUCUAAUUGCCGACAUCUCCGUAACCCACGUGACCUUACACCAUUUCAACGCUGAGAACCUCCAUUUUUUUUCGUCCGUCUGCACAACACUUGGCAAAGGACGGCGUCGCCUCUUGCUUUUUGAUCGAAGCGAAUUAUUUUCACUCAAUGGCGUUCGCACGUCCAAAUUGCUCCGACCACAUUCUUUCCUUCUUUCCCUCUCUGCUUUUAUUUGUUCUUGUUUUUGUGUAGAUAAUAAGCCGUCUUUCUUGUUGUCGCCUUUUUCUCUCAGUUUUAACACUCGUUCUUUGUGCAGUGUAUUUUAUUUCUCUAAACCUUUCUUUCUUUUUUUAUUACCUCUUCGUCCUUUCUGUAAUAUAACUUCUCUCUCUCUCUCUCUCUCUCUCUCUCUCUUUCUUUCUUUCGUUUUCUGA
This is a messenger RNA of Acanthosepion pharaonis, 471 nucleotides long. The record is from the annotation of a GenBank genome assembly. NCBI's taxonomy places the organism in Eukaryota, Metazoa, Mollusca, Cephalopoda, Sepiida, Sepiidae.